AUGUUUGAGGCAGAUGACAACCCCGUAGAUCCUGUUGAUGAGGGAGAGUUUUUACCUCCAAGACCUAUCAUGGUGCAAGAGAUGCAACAGAGUGUUCAGCAGAUAUUGGUUCCGCCUCCCAGACCGCCGCCGCCCAACUUUGGAGCCAGCGCAGCCAGCCCCAGACCAGGACCUACUGUGGCCAUUCCUGUGAGCCCAGCGGUGCCAGAGUCCCCGGCCAGCCCUGUUGGAUCUGCUUACUCGCCAACCGACACCCCCACCAAGAGGAUCACACGGUCUCCGCCUCCUUAUUCUCCGAACAGGCUAGCGUGUGACCGGUCCUACUACGUGGCGAGACAGGACCACCAGUUCGCCUUGCCCGCGGACUGCCCUGACAAUCGGCCAGCCAGACCACCGAUGCCAUUCUCAGCGGCCAAUCCGCCCCUGCAGCCCGCUCCGGAGGCCCAUCGUGAGAGAGUUCGGAGGAGAGCUCCAUCCCCUCCCAGACCGGUUGGACGAGGACGAGGAAGUCCUUACGUAAGACCCACUAUUUUAUCUAAGGAUUCUGCAUUUGGCCGCCCUUCAUUGCCUUUCGCACGUGCCCGGAACUUGUUUGCGGAUUUUGUACCAAACAUUCAAAGUCCGCCCUCUCCUCCGCCCAUGGUCCGAACCUUUCCCGGGCCACCUCAAGCUCCCAGGACCCCGUCACCGCCGCUUGCUGAAAUUCCUCCAUCAAGAACUCCAUCACCAGACAUUUUUUUAGAACUGUAUCAACACAGCAGGCAUCCGGUUGAUGACAGGAGUCACUUGACUAUCAUCCCCAGUUGGGUCAUAAAAGCGGGAAUGUGUUGUGUGCUACGGAGAGCAAGAGCACCUCCAGGAAAUGGAGUCCUCUACAACCAUCAACUCAACAACCAUCAACCCAACAACCAUCAACCCAACAACUAUGACAGCACCUGUGAAUCCCACAAUGAUGUAUUCAACUACACUCAGUGA
Messenger RNA from Magallana angulata, 975 nucleotides. RefSeq lists its product as uncharacterized. The transcript has 2 exons. Bases 1 to 975 code for a protein of 324 amino acids. The record is from RefSeq and is a predicted model, not a curated record. NCBI's taxonomy places the organism in Eukaryota, Metazoa, Mollusca, Bivalvia, Ostreida, Ostreidae.